Messenger RNA from Humulus lupulus (European hop), 2723 nucleotides. RefSeq names its product probable inactive receptor kinase At4g23740. Gene Ontology annotation, biological process: protein phosphorylation. The record is from RefSeq and is a predicted model, not a curated record. The transcript has 4 exons. Bases 515 to 2395 code for a protein of 626 amino acids. Lineage: Eukaryota; Viridiplantae; Streptophyta; Magnoliopsida; Rosales; Cannabaceae. Gene Ontology annotation, molecular function: protein binding; protein kinase activity; ATP binding.
CAGUUCUUGUCCGUACGACUACGAGUAACGAGUGUUCAAACCCAUCUUCCUUAUUACAGUCCAAAUUUUUUGUGUGGUGGUUUCAGAAUAGAGCCAGAGCUUUAAUGGCCGUUUUGGAAUUUGGGUUUUCACUUUCCCUAAGAAAAAAUUAAUCUUUUUUAUCCAAAACAGUGUUUGCAUAUAUUAAUGUGCUUAUUUAUUUAUUUUUAUUAAGGCUAUAAUUUGUGUGAAUGAUUGCCAUUUCAGGUCAUUUCACGUUGGAUGCCACUUUAGCUUAGCACCAUCAAUUUAGAGAAAUCAUAACAACUUGUGAUUUUUUUUCUUUAAUGGCAGUGUUUUUGUGAGUGGUUUUUAUUCUGGCCACAAAGCUCCUUGGAGGUUUUCAGUGGUUCCAGAUCUGGAAAAGAGUGUGAAUUGCUAGCUAAGCUAGAAGGGCCAUGAAGAAAGAGAAACCUUGCAGAAACAUCUCGUUAUUUGCUUAGAGGUGGUUUUUUCUCAAGUGGGUAGCUAAGCAAUGGAGGGUUUAAGCGUUUUCUCUUGUUUUUUCUUUCUGGGUUUUCUUUUCUUGCGAGGAAAAGCCGACCCUCUUGAAGAUAAGCAAGCUUUACUGGAUUUCGUGAACCAGCUCCCUCACUCUCGCUCUCUUAAUUGGAAUGAGAGUUCUCCAGUUUGUGAACACUGGACUGGAGUCACAUGUAGUGAUGACAAGACUAGAGUUGUGGCCGUUCGAUUGCCUGGGGUUGGAUUCGACGGCCCUAUUCCUCCCAACACGCUCAGCCGCCUCUCAGGGCUUCAGAUUUUGAGUCUUAGAUCCAAUAGUCUAAAUGGGCACUUCCCUUCUGAUUUCUCUAAUCUCAAAAACUUGUCUUUCCUCUACCUUCAGUUCAACAACUUCUCUGGGCCAUUGCCUUUGGAUUUCACAGUUUGGAAAAACCUCACAAUUAUUAACCUUUCACAUAAUGGUUUCAAUGGUAGUAUCCCAUUAUCUCUCUCAAAUUUAACUCAGUUGGCCGGGUUAAAUCUGGCAAACAACUCACUUUCUGGGGAGAUUCCUGAUCUCAAUCUUCCUAAAUUGCAACAGUUAAAUUUGUCCAACAAUAACCUACAUGGUACUCUGCCCAAGUCACUUGAAAGGUUUCCAGAGUCUGUAUUCACAGGUAACAACAUUUCUUUCCCAAGUUCCAUUCCUAAACUUACUCCUGUUAUCACACCAUCUUUAGUACCUUUUGCCAAACCUAAGAGUGGUGGGAAGCUAGGUGAAACGGCAUUGUUGGGAAUUAUAGUUGCUGGUGGUGUUUUGGGGCUUGUGGCUUUUGCUUUUCUAAUGCUUGUUUGCUGCUCAAGGAGGAAAAGGGAAGAUGGGAUAUCUGGGAAGUUGACCAAGGGAGGUAUGUCUCCUGAGAAAGUGAUUUCAAGGAGUCAAGAUGCAAACAAUAGGUUGGUUUUCUUUGAGGGUUGUAAUUAUGCAUUUGAUUUGGAGGAUUUGUUGAGAGCUUCUGCUGAGGUACUUGGAAAGGGGACUUUUGGUACGGCCUAUAGAGCAAUACUAGAGGAUGCAGCCACAAUUGUGGUGAAGAGGUUGAAGGAUGUGAAUGUUGGGAAGCGGGAAUUCGAGCAACAGAUGGAGCUGGUUGGGAGUAUCAGGCAUGAGAAUGUGGUUGAGCUGAAGGCUUACUAUUAUUCUAAAGAAGAGAAGCUAAUGCUUUAUGAGUUCUUUACUCAGGGAAGCCUCUCUGCUAUUUUACAUGGUAAAAGAGGAGAAGAUAGAGUUCCUUUAGACUGGGAUACCCGGCUUAGAAUAGCUAUUGGUGCUGCCAGAGGAAUUGCACGUAUACAUGCAGAAAAUGGUGGGAAGCUUGUUCAUGGAAACAUUAAAUCAUCAAACAUUUUUCUCAAUACGCGACAGUAUGGCUGCGUUUCAGAUGCUGGUUUGGCAAGCAUAAUGAGCUCCUUGGCGCCACCAAUAUCUCGUGCUGCUGGUUACCGAGCCCCAGAAGUAACAGACACAAGAAAAGCAUCACAAUCUUCUGAUGUCUAUAGCUUUGGUGUGGUUAUACUAGAGAUUCUCACUGGAAAAUCACCAAUCCAUACUACUGCUGGUGAUGAGAUUAUUCACUUGGUCAGGUGGGUUCAUUCAGUUGUUCGAGAGGAGUGGACAGAUGAAGUGUUUGAUAUCGAGCUGAUGAGGUAUCCUAACAUAGAGGAAGAAAUGGUUGAGAUGUUACAGAUAGCCAUGGCUUGUGUGGUAAGGAUGCCGGACCAACGUCCCAAAAUCAGUGAUGUUGUGAAGCUGGUAGAAAAUGUCCGGCGGAUUGAUAAUGAAAGCCAUCCACAUAUUGGAGCCAAAGCUGAAAGCUCAAAACCAGAGCCAGGAGUUGGGACAGACACAGAGUAGGCACUUGCCUUUUUAUUUUUAUUUAUUUUUUUCCUUUUUUUAACACCAUCUGGUGAAAUAUCAUACUUCAUUUUGUCUCAAAAUGUUGUUCUUCUCCAGUUGAUGCACAAAACUGCAAUGAUUUUUAUUUGUAUUUUUUUUACCAACCUGGUCCCAUUUAGGUAGAGUUGAGUCAGGUAAAUCUAUUGGUGCAUCAACAGGCUGUUGAUAUUUCUGAAAAUUUAGAUAUUCCCCCCUUUAGCUAAAGGUCUCUUUUUUUCUCUGUAAUGUAAUGUGUUUUGAGUUCAAUACUUUCUCUGAAAAUGUGGGAAAAACCCAUUUGAAUGAA